Messenger RNA from Tupaia belangeri chinensis (Chinese tree shrew), 5696 nucleotides. RefSeq names its product protein phosphatase 1 regulatory subunit 16B (gene PPP1R16B). Gene Ontology annotation, cellular component: cytoplasm. Gene Ontology annotation, molecular function: protein binding; enzyme inhibitor activity; myosin phosphatase regulator activity. Gene Ontology annotation, biological process: establishment of endothelial barrier; regulation of sprouting angiogenesis. Lineage: Eukaryota; Metazoa; Chordata; Mammalia; Scandentia; Tupaiidae. Bases 1 to 1707 code for a protein of 568 amino acids. The record is from RefSeq and is a predicted model, not a curated record. The transcript is spliced from 10 exons.
AUGGCCAGCCACGUGGACCUGCUGACCGAGCUGCAGCUGCUGGAGAAGGUGCCCACGUUGGAGCGGCUGCGGGCCGCCCAGAAGCGCCGGGCCCAGCAGCUGAAGAAGUGGGCGCAGUAUGAACAGGACCUGCAGCACCGCAAGCGCAAGCAUGAGCGGAAGCGCAGCACUGGUGGCCGCCGCAAGAAGGUGUCCUUCGAGGCCAGCGUGGCCCUGCUGGAGGCCUCGCUGAGGAACGACGCCGAGGAAGUACGCUACUUCCUGAAGAAUAAGGUCAGCCCUGAUUUGUGCAACGAGGAUGGACUCACAGCCCUGCACCAGUGCUGCAUCGACAACUUUGAGGAGAUUGUCAAGCUGCUCCUUUCCCACGGUGCGAACGUCAACGCCAAGGACAACGAGCUGUGGACACCCCUGCAUGCUGCAGCCACCUGCGGCCACAUCAACCUGGUGAAGAUCCUCGUUCAGUACGGGGCUGACUUGCUUGCUGUCAACUCUGAUGGGAACAUGCCAUACGACCUCUGCGAGGAUGAGCCCACCCUGGAUGUCAUCGAGACCUGCAUGGCUUACCAGGGCAUCACCCAGGAGAAAAUCAACGAGAUGCGGGCAGCUCCUGAGCAGCAGAUGAUUGCAGACAUCCACUGUAUGAUUGCAGCGGGUCAGGACCUUGACUGGAUAGAUGCCCAGGGUGCCACAUUGCUGCACAUAGCUGGAGCCAAUGGAUAUCUGCGGGCAGCCGAGCUCCUCCUGGACCACGGAGUGCGUGUGGAUGUGAAGGACUGGGAUGGCUGGGAGCCCCUGCACGCCGCUGCCUUCUGGGGACAGAUGCAGAUGGCAGAGCUAUUGGUGUCCCACGGGGCUAGUCUCAGUGCUAGGACAUCCAUGGAUGAGAUGCCAAUAGACCUGUGUGAAGAGGAGGAAUUCAAGGUCCUGCUGCUGGAGCUCAAACACAAGCACGACGUGAUCAUGAAGUCACAGCUGAGGCACAAGUCAUCCUUGAGCCGGAGGACAUCGAGCGCGGGCAGCCGUGGGAAGGUGGUGCGUCGAGCCAGCCUGUCGGACAGGACCAACCUGUACAGAAAGGAGUACGAGGGAGAGGCCAUACUGUGGCAGCAGCGAAGUGCUGCCGAGGACCAGCGGACCUCAGCCUACAACGGGGACAUCAGAGAGACCAGAACAGACCAAGAGAAUAAGGACCCAAAUCCCCGCCUGGAGAAGCCCGUGCUGCUCUCAGAAUUUCCUACCAAGAUCCCACGGGGCGAACUGGACAUGCCUGUUGAGAAUGGCCUCCGGGCUCCGGUCAGCACCUACCAGUAUGCACUGUCCAACGGAGAUGUCUGGAAGGUGCACGAAGUUCCCGACUACACCAUGGCCUACAGCAACCCUGGUGUGGCUGAUGCCACCCCACCCUGGAGUGGCUACAAGGAGCAAAGCCCCCAGACGCUUCUGGAGCUGAAGCGGCAGCGGGCUGCAGCCAAGCUGCUCAGCCACCCCUUCCUGAGCACUCACCUGGGCAGCAGUAUGACCAGGACGGGCGAGAGUAGCAGUGAAGGCAAGGCCCCCUUGAUUGGAGGCAGAACUUCCCCGUACAGUAGCAAUGGGACCUCGGUGUAUUACACAGUCACCAGCGGAGACCCCCCGCUCCUGAAGUUCAAGGCCCCCAUGGAGGAGAUGGAGGAGAAGGUCCAUGGCUGCUGCCGCAUCUCCUAGUCUCCCAAGUGCCAGAGGAGAGACAUCCCUGGGGAGGGGUCCCUGGAAUCCAGGCCAGCCCAACAGCCAUGGCUGGGGAGGUAGCAGAGGGCCAGCGGGAAGGUGGGCUCUGCUUUUCAGAGGAACACUGACCCCACCCCUCACCUUGCCAUGGCACCCCACCAGUCCCAUGGUUCUGCUUCUGCUGCAUUGUCUGCCACCUGAAACAAGGCCAUGUGGCUUCCUGACUCACUCUGCUGUCUGAUUUGGAGAGAGUGGGCUUCGAUCCCAGUUCUGUUCUCUGGAUCAGUACUCGCAUGUCACAUGUCCACACACACAUACAUGCUUAAUCAACAUGUGCAGCAGUGGCACAUCUGGGCUCCUGGGAAGCAGGCGGGGCUAAGAAUUUGUGGCUGUUCCCACCAGGAUUGAGGUUAUGACUCGAGUCUUCUCACCACUGCCACUGUGGCUUUAGCAGGGGAGGAGCCUGCUAAGCUGAGACCCACAGUCCUGCUCAGAAUCAUAGCAGGGUCUGGGCUGCUGUUCACACCUGGCAGGGCUGGCAGCCCUGUUGUGUUCAGAGGGAGCCAGGAAUCCAGGUGGGUUAGGUGAGAUGGGCAAAGGCCUGCUCUCCACAGCUUUGUUGAGAACCACCCUCCUGCCCAUGUCAGGAGCCAGCUGGGUGACCAUCCAGGGGCCAAGAUAGAAAACCAGGCUAUUCCACUCCUGGAAUAAACCAAAUCAUGUUUUUGCUCUUGGAAGUCUCAAGAGGGGAGUGCAGCAAAGUCAGUAUUUCCAGAAGGGCAUUUGAUUUGAAAAAACAACAAAAAAAAAACAAAAAUAAUCUUUUUGGCUGUUAAACUCCAUGUAGGAGGAAAUUGAAUUCACCUUCUCUCACGGAUAGUAUUACGAUCACUAGUUUUUACUAGGUGGGGUUAGAAAAAUGAAGCUAAGUGAGAACUUUCCAUUGGAAAGCUUUUUCCAAGGAGAGGGGUGAGCCAAUUUCUGAAAACAUCUCUGAUUAGCAAUGGCAGGGCCCAGUGCCAUGGCCAAUCUUUGUGAAUGUUCAGACUAUUUCAGUCCAGCCCAUCUUAGCCAGCUCUCCUGGCACUGAGCCUCAGAGUGAAUAGUUAGGGGUUGCCUGGGUCCCCACCCCUCCCACCUUACACAUCAGUUGUGUACGUGGAACGAUUGUGCAGGACCCUGGGCCUAGCUUUGUCUUUCCUGCAAUGCUCAGUGAGAAAAGCUUGCCCACUGGCCCUUGGGGUUUCUGCCUAGCCCAGGGGCUCCCAGCUUGCUCCUGCAGAGUGGUGAUGUCUCAAGGCUGAAAAUCCAUAGUGUCCAUGGCCAAUGUUCUGCACUGCAUUCAGGAGAGUGGUGGGUCUCACCCCAGCUCUGCAGUUUCAUAGCCCCAGUCUUCCUGGUCCUGGGAGGGAGGACCAUAAGGGACAGUCAGCUCUACACCUCACCCCUGCAAUCCCUCAUGAGCCCCUUUGAAAUGGUCACCUGUGACCUAUCUGAGUUAGACAUUGUCCAUAGGCUCAGCCAAAUCCUUUGGUGUGACUAACGAGUCGCAGGUGUGUUCCCUGCUCUGUGCGCCUUUUAUUUGUCCUAAAACUACCUCCUUAGAGCUCUGAAGGGGCCCCCUAGGUCGAGAUUCUAAUUUGGGAAGCAGAUCUGGGUUCCCUUUAACCCUCUUUCUGAGCCUUUGGAAAAUUCUCCCAGAGGGGUACCUGGGCCAGAGAACUGGGGCUGUAGGACCCCCUGCCUUGUGCCACAACCCUAGGAAUGGCAUCAGUCCCAGUCCCCUACUAUUACCCUGUGACCUAUAGACCAGAGAGGGAGUUGGACCUCAAGGGACCUGGUGACAGGGCAUUUGGGCUGGAGAGUAGAGGGCCCCAUAGGAGUAACUGCACCCAUGGUGGCUGCUGGAUGCACAGAGGUCUCAAGAGUGUCAGUACCAGGCCACCUCCAUCCCACCUCCAGGAUAGACAGGGUGUACAACAGAAGGGUCGCUCAGAAGACCAAAGACAGGUGUCCAUGAUGUUCCAUUGCCCCUGGGACCUGAGGUGUGCCCUCCAGCAUCUCAGCCCAUGACUGGAGCAUGUGGGGGUGGUCUAGCACACGCCUUUGACUUUCGAACAAUAUUCAGCCCAGUCUGAGACUGAAAUCCUUAUCGAGCUGAUUCACGCUACACGGUAGGGAAUGCCUAGGGAAGUCACAUGCUCCUCAGCAGAGAGUGGCACAGUUUUCCCCAUCUUUGUGCUCAGGGGCCAGAGAGUGAAGACAUUUAUUUUCACUUUUAUUACCCUCCCUGAGCCUUUGGGCCGUUCUCUCCUUCACCCUUGCUUCCUGCCUCCUGGGCCAUUCCCCCCCACCCUGGAGACCAGGAAUCCUAGCUGAUACCCUGUCAGGAGCUGAUUUCAGAGAUGACUGGUAUUAGCACACAUUUUCAGUUAGGGAUAAACCAUUCCCUUGCUAAGGGUUCAAGUCCCUGGGUUGUGUUUCCUGUGGGUCUCCAAGGUAUUGAAAGACAAGCUGGGAAACAGGCUCCAGUGAAUGGGCCAGUGCCAAUCACUUAUUCACUCAUGUAGUUUAUUGAGAAGCUGGGACAUGCCAGGCACUGUGUUAGGUUCUACAAUAAAAGAGGAACAAGACAGUGACAAGAACUGCUCUUGUUCUCAUCCCUUGAGGACCACUGGGCAUCAGUCCCAUUCGAGUCACCUGAACAGUGACUGCAUGCCGGUCCAAUGGCCAUUUGCUCUUCAGCUCCUAGAAUCCUUAGACUGUGAAUCCCUUUCACUGGGAAACCAUUGUCAUGGUCACCCCAAUAACAUUUGCCAGUAAGUGCAGACAUUGGAUCUUGAAUUCCAGGCAGACACCAUCCCAGGCCUUAGAACUUUCAAGGCUAGCUGACUUUAGGCCAGGAUCUUUGAGGGGACUGUAUAAUAGCAGUUUGAGAUCAGUGUCUAGAGGGAUAAGGAGUUGCAGUUUGCUGCAAAUGCAUCUCAGGUUCUUAAAGUCAUUGAUUCUUGCCCAUUUAUACACAGACUCCCAUCCCCACCCUAUCAGCGGCUAGUGGGAGGGACAGCAGCUUCUCCUUUUAACAUGAAAACCUUUCCUAUUAAAUCUGCCUCUCUCCCUGGCAGGCAUGGAUUAAGGAGCUGGGAGAAGCCUGGCAAGGUUGACCAGAUGCCUAGCUCCUGCUGAGCCCCAGAUCUAGGGACAGUUUUUGGUGUAUUAAAAGCCACUUCCAAAGCAGAUGCCACCCAAUCAAUGGACUCUUGCCCUUGCUCCCACCUCAUGCCCUAAACAAUUGAAAAUUGGUGACUAUCUCCAGGUCGUGAGUUUCUGGCCAGUGCUCAGGGAAGAUGAAUGAACCUAGGCUCAUGUCUACUGAAAAUGUCAGUAUCUAGUUUUCCAUCAAAUAUGCAGCAUUAAUAAAACUGCUCUGCACUGUUUGAUCAAUUUCAAGAAGCUUAAAAAAGUUAACAAGGAUCGUUCUUGCCCCCACCAGUUUGAUGGCUUUGUAAUGACACCAUCUUGGUUAUUGGUGGAUACCUUUGGAUCUUGAACUGUCUCUCCACCUGCUCUUCCAGAGCAAGUGACUGGGGUACUUUGCAGAAGGGCGCUCCUUCCAAGAUGCCCAGAAGGACUGUAUCUAACUCGCUACUUGUAGCCUGGGGACAGCCUCCCCUCCCCAGGGCACACAAAGGGCCCCAUUGCCAGAAGCUACAGCCCUUUCCUCAACAGGAGUCUUGUUGACCAAAGGGCCUGCUUCCCCGGGCAUUGCAAGUGCCACAGUGCGGGGCCUGGCUCUGCACACCCAGAAGAAGUCUGCAGAGCCCCAGCCCUCCGCAAUAAUUCACCAGACCAGAAGCCACUGAUGUACAGAAAACACUUAAGAAAAAUGUAUUUUAUGUGAAAAAAAAUUAAACCUCUGUAUACUGUAUCAGCAGCUUUGUGUAAAAAUGGCAAUCAAGAGAGUCUAAUAUAUUUAAAACUUUUUU